GAGGCAGCUGAUGCCAUGGAAACCAUGCAGUGUGACGCUGCACGGGAGCGGGAGGAGGCUGUGGCCACUCUUGCUCAGGAGGUGCAGCGGCUAAAAGUGGAGCUGGAGGGGGCUCGGCGCGAGCAGGAGGAGGCAGCCGGUGCCAUGGAAACCAUGCAGUGUGACGCUGCACGGGAGCGGGAGGAGGCUGUGGCCACUCUUGCUCAGGAGGUGCAGCGGCUGAAAGUGGAGCUGGAGGGGGCUCGGCGUAGACGUGUUGUUGGUGGUACUGAUAUGGUUUGUGGUGCUUGUGUGGCGAAAGACGCGCGGAUGGAUGAGUGGAAGGGGAGAGUGAAAUUAAUUAUAGAACGGAACGAGGAACAAAAAAGGCUGUUGACGAUGCAACUGGACACCUCGAGAGCGGAGGCAGAGCGGGCGCGGUUGGAGUUCACCGAGGCUGUUGAGUCUUUGCGUGGCUCUAUGGUACUAUUGCAGUCUGAGGUGUCACGCCUUGUUGAGGAACGGCUGGUAAUGGCGGAGACUCUCAGGCAGUGGGAGGAUUUCAAGGCAAUGAUCGUGAAAAAAAUAGUUGUGAAGUAG
Molecule: messenger RNA, 579 nt
Organism: Trypanosoma rangeli
Lineage: Eukaryota; Euglenozoa; Kinetoplastea; Trypanosomatida; Trypanosomatidae
Exons: 1
Source: RefSeq, a predicted model, not a curated record